Messenger RNA from Dermatophagoides pteronyssinus (European house dust mite), 1394 nucleotides. RefSeq lists its product as uncharacterized. Gene Ontology annotation, molecular function: RNA polymerase II cis-regulatory region sequence-specific DNA binding; zinc ion binding; nuclear receptor activity. The record is from RefSeq and is a predicted model, not a curated record. Lineage: Eukaryota; Metazoa; Arthropoda; Arachnida; Sarcoptiformes; Pyroglyphidae. Gene Ontology annotation, biological process: cell differentiation; negative regulation of transcription by RNA polymerase II; positive regulation of transcription by RNA polymerase II.
AUGUCGGUCUUCAUUAUAAUCGUUGUCGUUUUUUAUUUAUUUUUUCUACCCCGAGUUGUUGUUGUUGUUGUUGUUUACUGCUUAAUUUUUUGACUAAUUUUUCACUUUUUUUUAAUUUUGACGUUUCAAUUUUCAUCGUUUGAAAAUUCUUCAUUUCAUUUUCUCCUCUUUAUUGAUGCAAUUUUAACCCGAAAAAUUUUUUUUUGUUUCACAUGGAACCAUUGAUUCAAGGGGGGUCUUGAUUGAGAUCAAAAUUCAUUUUCAACAGAAAAAAACAAACAAAAUACGUGAAAAAAUCAUUUUCCAGGAUCAACAUCAUUGAAUAAGCAAUAAUGGCCAGAAAAGUGGAUAAAACAAUUAAAUUAUGUGUAAUUUGUGAUGAUAAAGCUAAAGGUAUCAAUUUCAAUGUAUUGACUUGUAUGUCGUGUAAGGCAUUUUUUCGACGUAAUGCAUUACGUAAAAAAGAUAUGAAAUGUCCAUUCAAUGAUACCUGUCAAAUUGAUAAGAUAACUAGAAAAUUUUGUUCAAAAUGUCGAUUGAAAAAAUGUUUCGAAAGUGGUAUGAAAAAAGAAUGGAUAUUGAGCGAUGAAGAAAAACGAUUGAUUAAAGAGAAAAUUAUGCAGAAUAAAAUUCGUAAACAACAAUUGGAAUUGGAACGAAAACAACAAAAAGAUAAUAAUAAUAACAGUGUGGAUCAUCAUUAUGUAUCGAUGAAUAAGAAAACGAUGACAACACCAACAACAACAAAUGGUAAUCGUCGCCGUCGUAAUGGCUUAAUAAAAAAAGAAGAUAAUACCAAUGUUGUUGUUGUUGUUGAUAAUAAUAAUAAGAAUAUAUCGAUCGAUAAUUGUCAACAAUUGAAUAAUCAAAAAAAUUCCAACAAAUUCAAUCAUUAUUCGGGCCAUAAUAAUGAUAAUAAUGGUGGUGGUGGUGAUGUUUCAGCAAUUUUUAAUCAAAUAGUAACUGAUAGUCAUCAUCAUCAUCAUCAUCAUCAUUGUAAUAAUAAUCGUAAUGUUGAUAUAUAUGGAUCGAUUCUAGAAUCAUCAUCAUCAUUAUCAUCUUCAUCAUCAUCAUCAUCAUCAUUAUCAACAACAGCAACAAUGAAAUAUUCAUCACCAAUAUCAUCAUCACGUGAAUCAUCAUCAUCAUCAUCAUUAUCACCCGAUGUAUGUCGUAUGUUUACUGAACCACAUGCAUAUAGUUUAGAUACAUUAUUAACAGCCGAUGAAUCGGAUGUAUUUUUUGAUUCUUGUAUUGAUGGUAAUAAUAAUAAUCAGAAUAAUAUUGGAUAUGAUAAUCAACAAAAUCAUAUUUAUUCUUCAUAUAAUAAUGAAAAGAAUAAUUUUCAUAUAUUAUCAUCCCAUAGCAGCCACAGCAGCAACAACUAUCGAUGA